GCAGACGCAAUAUAAACUUCUGGUAUGAAUGAGCACGAUUCUUUGCGCUGAAUGCAGAAGCAGGGUCGCUCUACUUUUUGGCAACUCUAUGGUGAAAGCUCUAGGCACUGUGCAUUGGAAAACAGAGUGGAAAACCAUUGUAUACCGGAAGUGUCUGUGAGGACUGCGUGGGAACGGUAGCCCUUUGAUUGCUUCCUUGCAGCAUGGUGGAAAAGAAAAUCUCAGCUUUCUUUUUUAUCUAGCCCGGCAUUUCUGUUCUGACAAUGGACAAGCAGAGGCCCACGGGAAACCUACACGCACGAUCACGGUCCCAGGACCCCAGCCAGAGGCGUAUCUUAGACCGGGCCACCCGGCAGCGCCGCCUCAACCGCCAGUUGGAGGCGCUAGAGAACGACAACUUCCAGGAUGAUCCUCACGCCAACAUGCCCCAGCUGGUGAAGCGCCUGCCUCAGUUUGACGACGAUGCUGAAACGGGGAAAAAAAAGAAGAAAACCCGCGGGGAUCAUUUCAAGUUGCGCUUCCGCAAGAAUUUCCAAGCUUUGCUCGAGGAACAGAACCUGAAUGUGAGUGAUGGACCCAACUACCUGACUGCGUGUGCGCCCCCUUCCAAUCUGCCCCAGCGACACUUCUGCACCGUCUGUGGCUUCCCAUCAAACUACACGUGUGUCUCCUGUGGGGCCCGCUACUGUUGCGUCAAAUGUUUGGGGACGCACCAUGAAACUCGGUGCCUGAAGUGGACGGUUUGAAACAUGCCCCGAAGAACUGCAGAGCAUUGGGUUAUGUGUGGAAGGACCUUGAGGCCUGCCUGUUUCCUUAGGAUGCGUUGGGCUGAGCUCUGUCUUGCAGGUUCUCAGAGCUUUCCUGGAAAGAGGUUGCUUGCCUUGCACCUGACUGUCACUAGUGCUUUUUGAGCAUUAAAACAUGUUGAGGUUGUUA
Elgaria multicarinata webbii is the source of this 936-nucleotide messenger RNA. RefSeq names its product zinc finger HIT-type containing 1 (gene ZNHIT1). Gene Ontology annotation, cellular component: Swr1 complex. Gene Ontology annotation, biological process: chromatin remodeling. Bases 264 to 746 code for a protein of 160 amino acids. The record is from RefSeq and is a predicted model, not a curated record. The transcript has 6 exons. NCBI's taxonomy places the organism in Eukaryota, Metazoa, Chordata, Lepidosauria, Squamata, Anguidae. Gene Ontology annotation, molecular function: nucleosome binding.